This is a messenger RNA of Heteronotia binoei (common prickly gecko), 2708 nucleotides long. RefSeq names its product oocyte zinc finger protein XlCOF6-like. Lineage: Eukaryota; Metazoa; Chordata; Lepidosauria; Squamata; Gekkonidae. The record is from RefSeq and is a predicted model, not a curated record. Gene Ontology annotation, cellular component: nucleus. Gene Ontology annotation, molecular function: RNA polymerase II transcription regulatory region sequence-specific DNA binding; DNA-binding transcription factor activity, RNA polymerase II-specific. Gene Ontology annotation, biological process: regulation of transcription by RNA polymerase II. Bases 167 to 2467 code for a protein of 766 amino acids. The transcript is spliced from 6 exons.
AUGUGGGCCGGAGACCAGUUCCCAGGCGGUGGCCCUGGCCGAAGGUUUCCUCCUGAGUCAGGCAGAGGAGAAGAGGCAGGCAGAACAGAGAGAAGCUUUUCUUUAUAGCCAAGUGACUAAAGGCAUCUUUACACAGUCAGAGGUGACCUGAAAUAAGAGGAAGGAGAUGGAAAAGCAAAACCCAGAAGGACCUGGAACUGGCAAGGCAUCUAGUAAAGGCCCUUGUCCCACCCAAGCUGGGAGCGGUGCUGAAUUCUGGGUGCGAGAUAUCCAUGAUCAGCUCAUUGCCAUCUCAAAUGUACAUCGCCAACGCUUCCGGCAAUUUCGCUACAGGGAGGCCGAUGGGCCCCGAGAGGUCUGCAGCCAGCUCCAUGGAUUUUGCAGCCAGUGGCUGAAGCCAGAGAGGCGCACCAAGAAGCAGAUUGUGGACCUGGUGAUCCUGGAGCAGUUCCUGACUGUUCUGCCCCAGGCGAUGCAGAGCUGGGUCAGGGAAUGUGGGCCAGAGACCAGUUCCCAGGCGGUGGCCCUGGCCGAAGGCUUCCUCCUGAGUCAGGCAGAGGAGAAGAGGCAGGCAGAACAGAUGUGGGCACCAUCUGUGAAGACAGAAGCUACAGUUCCUGAGGCAGAAGGGGCUUCCUUGGAGCAAGAGCAGAGGGCGCAGGCUGUGGAGCGUGCCCAAGAUGCCUUUUCCUGUGUCACAGGCAGUGAAGAGAUGCUGUUGAGCCAUCCUCUUUUCAGGGAUGUGGAAACUGCUGCUGCAGCUCCAGUUCAGGGUCCCUUUUCCUUUGAGGAGGUGUCCGUCUCUUUCACGGAGGCUGAGUGGGCCCUGCUGGGUCCGGGACGAAGAGCUCUGUACAGGGAAGUCAUGCUGGAGAUCUCUGGGAGCGUGGCCUUUCUGGCAGAGGAUGAUCAGAGAAAUGAGAAGGGUGAAAAACUUCAUCAGCAAAUGCCAGGCAGAGUUAAAAAUGAAGACUUGAAAGAAAACAUCAGUUAUCAAGGCACACCUCAGAGAAAGAAAGGUGGCUGUAUGGUUGAGAAUCGAGAUGGACAAAACCAUAAUUUACAUUUUCCAAAGCACAGGAUGAUGAAAGCAAGUAAAUCUGUUCAGUGUGGAAAGUACUUCAGAGAUCGAUCACAGCUCCUUGUGCAGCAAAGAAUACACGGAGUGGAGAAACCUUAUGAAUGCUCAGUGUGCAGAAAGGAAUUUGUUUGGAGCGGCACUCUUCAACUUCACCAAAGAACCCACACAACAGGGGAGAGAUCUUUGGGAUGCUUAGUGUGUGGAAAGAAAUUCACUUGCAGUGGCAAUCUUCACCAGCAUCAGCGAACCCACACAGCAGAGAAACCAUUUGAAUGCUCAGUGUGCGGAAAGAGAUUCACUCGAAAUGGCACACUUCAAGUACACCAAAGAACCCACACAGGGGAGAAACCAUUCAAAUGCUCAGAGUGUGGAAGGAGAUUCAGUAGGAGUGGGUAUCUUCAAGAGCAUCAGAGAACUCAUACAGGGGAGAAACCAUUUGCAUGCAUAGAGUGUGGAAAGAGAUUCAGGUUGAGUGGCCAACUUCAGGGGCAUCAGAGAACUCACACAGGGGAGAAGCCGUUUGAAUGCUCAGAGUGUGGAAGGAGUUUCAGACUGAGGAGCACUCUUCAGCUGCACCAAAGAACCCACACAGGGGAGAAACCUUUCAAAUGCUCAGAAUGUGGAAAGAGAUUCAGUCGGAGUGGCAGCCUUCAAAUGCACCAAAGAACCCACACAGGGGAGAAACCUUUUGAAUGCUCAGAGUGCGGAAAGAGAUUCAGUCAGAGUAGCCAUCUUCAGCUGCACCAGAGAACCCACACAGGGGAGAAACCUUUUGAAUGCUUAGUGUGUGGAAAGAGAUUCAGUAGGAGUGGGUAUCUUCAAGAGCAUCAGAGAACUCAUACAGGGGAGAAACCUUUUGAAUGCUCAGAGUGUGGAAAGAAAUUUAGGUUGAAUAGCCAUCUUCAGAGUCAUCGGAGAACUCACACAGAGGAAAAACCUUUUGAAUGCUCAGAGUGUGGAAAAAGAUUCAGAUCCAGUGGCCAACUUCGUGGGCAUCUGAGAACUCACACAGGAGAGAAGCCUUUCGAAUGCUCAGCAUGUGAAAAGAGAUUCAGUCUGAUUUCCACUCUUCAAAAGCAUCAGAGAACUCACACAGGGGAGAAACCUUUUGAAUGCUCAGAGUGUGGAAAGAGAUUCAGUCAGAGUGGCACUCUUCAACUGCACCAAAGAACACACACAGGGGAGAAACCUUUUCAGUGUUCAGAGUGUGGAAAGAGGUUCAGUAAAACUAGCAAUCUGAAACUGCAUCAAAGAACGCACACUGGGGAGAAACCUUAUGAAUGCUCAGAGUGUGGAAAGAGGUUCACUCGGAGUGGCACUCUUCAAGAACAUUUGAGAACCCAUUACACAAAGCAGGGCCUUUUAAGCGGUUACCCUCCUCUGUGAAACUCAUUACUUCCGGAUAUUUGCCAAUCUAACUCUUUCUGACAUCCAGAAAACUGGCAGAAACAUUUAUUUUUCCAAAUCCUGUAAGGAAAUAGACAAGUUGAGGAACAGAUAUCUACAGCCUCUCUGCUACUGACAUAAACAUCGUGUGAACUAGCCGGUAUUCUAAAUUCACAAGCAUUUUUAUCUGGGAAGCAUUACACAACCCUUACAAGCAUUACACAACUGCAACAUCUCUCCA